CAUCGAUCGAAUUCUAUGAAUAGUAUACGACAAUAAUCCGCAAUACUGGCAAGAGGCGUGGGAAGCGAGCGAGUGCGUGGUAGCAGCAGCAGCAGCAGUGAGUGGUUUGGUGCACUGCACGACAACGUGUGAGUUGAUCCAACGCAAAGGCGCGUGUGAUUGAGUGGGUGUGUGUGAGUGUGUGUGAGUGUGUGAGAGAGCGUUACACAACAAACCAACAGCCAUGCCGAAGAUGUCGAGGAGCAAGAGACCGCCUCCAGAGGGGUGGGAGCUCAUCGCGCCUACACUGGAGCAACUGGAUCAGAAGCUGCGUGAAGCGGAGAAUGAACCGCAUGAGGGAAAGCGUAAAUGCGAGACGCUCUGGCCCGUGUUCAGGAUCCACCAUCAAAAGUCCCGCUACAUCUUCAACCUCUACUACAAGCGCAAGGCAAUAAGCAAAGAGCUGUACGACUUUUGUGUCAAGGAAGGCCACGCAGAUCCAAACCUCAUUGCCAAGUGGCGCAAGCCCGGCUACGAGAGCCUGUGCUGUCUAGCCUGUAUCCAAACUCGGGACUCCAACCAUGGCACCACGUGCAUUUGCCGCGUCCCGCGCAGCAAACUCUCCGAGGACACCAAGUUUGAGUGCGUGCGCUGCGGCUGCCGUGGCUGUGGUCACUGAUCUGCGUCUUGUGCUUCUGUCUCGAUGUGUGCGUGCGUGUGUGUGUGUGUGUGAUUAGCUGUUGAGGAACACACCUGCUGUUUGAUUGAGUGUGUGUGGGGGGAGGGAGGGGGUGAGCGUGUGCGUUGUGGUGUUUGAAAUGACAAUCAUCAGAACACAACACAGAAACAAC
This is a messenger RNA of Salpingoeca rosetta, 830 nucleotides long. Its product is annotated as cell cycle control protein cwf14. Bases 224 to 658 code for a protein of 144 amino acids. The record is from RefSeq and is a predicted model, not a curated record. Gene Ontology annotation, biological process: mRNA splicing, via spliceosome. NCBI's taxonomy places the organism in Eukaryota, Choanoflagellata, Craspedida, Salpingoecidae. Gene Ontology annotation, cellular component: nucleus; spliceosomal complex. The transcript is spliced from 5 exons.